Molecule: messenger RNA, 3634 nt
Organism: Physcomitrium patens
Lineage: Eukaryota; Viridiplantae; Streptophyta; Bryopsida; Funariales; Funariaceae
Source: RefSeq, a predicted model, not a curated record
AUAUAGUCAUCUAUUCUUGUUUGCAAACCCUAACUACUUUCUGUGAAACUAAAAUAAAAUAUAAUAAAGUAGCAGCUACAAAUUGAAUAUAGUUGUGUUGUUUGUGAUAAAUGUUUUCUUGAAUUUUUCAGAUAUUUAAUAGUGAUUCUGAUUGCAGUGAUAUUUUAUUUUGUUUUUACUUUACGUUCAAAGGAAUAAUAUUGAAAGUUCAUGUUUUUACACAGCAUUAAUCAUGAGAAAUUAGUUUAUAAGUAUCUUUAAUAUACAGUUACAAUUAUAUGAGUUUAAUGUGAGCCCAUAACAGUAUAUUGUACAAUGUUUAAGCUAAACUAUUCAAACUUGUUUAGCAACGUAUUCCUGUGUUGAUAGAAAUACAUUAAUUAAGGAUAGUUAAUGCAUUGUGCCAGGUAAUUUGCUUUCAUUUCAAAAACGUGUCAAAAGAAUUUAUAAUAUUAAUGAAAGCUACAUGUUGAUUUUCCAAGUAUGUCACAUAAUAUUCAAACCAUACUUCACCUGAGUAAAAAAAUAAAUAAAAUAAACAAAUCCAUGACUACCACAAUUGCUAAGCUAUUGAAGUUCUACAUGAAUUAGAGAUAUGAAAAUUAUUGGGUUGCAUUGGAGAAUUGUUCUACAUCAAAUGAAAGGAGUCAUUUAGGGUUUCAAGAACAGGAUGCAAGGGAGCCCAAAAUUUGAUAUUUAAUUUCUGGUUUUUGGUUUUGAUUUCUUCAUAAAGUUGUAGAAUUUCCAAAGGAGCAUUGGAAGAAUCAGUGCAAUGGAAAACAUGGACAUGCAUGAAGGAGAAAAUGUAGCAGAAGCUCAGAAGGAGGACAUAGCUCCAAGCACCACCAUGUCAAGCUUUGAGCUCACUGUUGCGGCAGCCACGGCCACUGCACGAAAGACGGCAGCGGCACUCAUGGCAGCUCAUGGGGCCUCGUCCAAGUGCACUUCGACCACACCCAAUGUCCAUUGCAGCACAAUUGCCAGCACCAAAAUGGGCUCCAAAGCUUUGCAACUUGCAAAUGGAGCCACCACAACUUUUGUCAUACCUAAAAACAAAUUGUUUGGGGCUCUUGUUGCGGUGAAUCAAAACGAUGCAUCUAAAGGGAAUGGUGCCAUUGUGAGGAAGGUGAAGAAGGAGGGCAUGGACGAAAAGGAUGAUAUGGACGCUGCAAAGCACAAGAAUGCUACCCAAUGGGCUCCGGAUCCGCUGGAGGAUCCCAUUGUCAAGCGGGGUUUGGCACUUGCAUUGCAAACUCGAGCGGAGCAAAUUGCUACACAGUUGGAUUCAAGUUUUUGGGACAUUGAGGCAUUGGAUGGUCCCCGUUCUCCAUCGCCUCCCCCCAUUUAUGACUCUAACGGCCAACGAACCAACACCCGUGAGGGAAGGAGACGUGAGCAACUUGAAAUAGAAAGGCGUGAAGCCAUUGGUGAGUGCAUGAAAUUGAAUCCAUUGUACAAGCCACCUGUGGGUUACAAACCUGUUUAUAAAGAAGCCAAACUUUUCAUUCCUGUUAAAAAAUAUCCUGGCUACAAUUUCAUUGGCCUAAUUCUUGGCCCACGAGGAAACACCCAAAAGCGCAUGGAACAGGAAACUGGAACAAAAAUAGCCAUACGAGGCAGAGGUGCAGUUAAAGAAGGAAAGCGACUCAUAUCAGGUCGCCGUGACAAAGAUCUGGAAAGUGUUCAUGAUGAUUUACAUGUUCACAUAACAGCGGAUUGUUUUGAGAAAGUGGAUGCAGCUGUUGCUCUUAUUGAACCUCUUUUGACACCAGUUGAUGAAAUUCAAAAUAUGCAUAAGCGCAAACAACUUCGAGAACUAGCUGAAAUGAAUGGAACAAUGCGAGAUUUUCCCAAAAUAUGUUCCAUAUGUGGUGAAGUGGGUCAUCAAGAGUGGCAAUGUUCUAAAGAAGCUUUGAUCACUUUUCAGUCUAAGGUGGCUUGUUCAAUAUGUGGAAAUGGUGGUCAUCCAUCCAUUGAUUGCUUGCAAAAGACAUCAAAACCUGGAACUACACAGGGACAAACUCUUGAUACAGAAUAUAUGAAUUUCUUGAAAGAAUUAAACAAUGGUUCAUUAGGUUUUGUCACUAAUGUGUCUAAUUCAUCCACAACAACCAACACAAGUGUUCCAGGAUUAGCAAGUACAGAUGCACCACAAAACAGUAAUGAAAUUCAAUCAAUCCACAAGCAAUUUUUAAUGCCAAACAGUGCCACUGCAUCUCCUCCUCAAUUAUUACCACCCACAAUGUUGAAUCGGCCACAAGUUGUUUACAUAAGGAGUCCACCUGUGUGGGGUGGAGCUUGUUACAAUGGGGGGCUUCAACCAAGAGGACCACCAACAAAGUUGAUUAGAAUUGCCAAUGGAGGUUGUGUGCAACAAAGGCCCAUGUGUAUGGCUCCCAUACAAAAUGGACCUUGUGGAGCAACACCAAGGAAUGACACAAAGAAUCCCAACAAUUCAAGCCAACCACCACAAUUGGAGACACCAAUCACGUAUGUUUCAAACCCAAGCCUAACAAUUGGGAGCAACCAAAAUGGUCCAUUGGUACCAUAUAACUCAGUAAAAAUGGUAGGAAGUCCUAACUUAGUUGCCAUACAUCCGCAUCAAAUGAUGAGACCAAUCUACCAAACCACAAUGCAUGCUCCUACUAAUCCACCUUCUCAAUCUAUGGAAGGCCAACCCUUCCAAAUAAUACAUGGGCCCCCUCCAAAAGGAAUGAUGAAUUCCUUAAAUGUAGUCCAUGCCCAAAUUGUUAGGCCCCAUCAAACAAAUGACUAUAGAAUCCUUCAAAGACCAUUGUUGUAUCAACCUCCUCUUCAUGGGGCUUUCAAACCCAACUCCUUGCAAACCCCAAUUUGUGCUAGCCCACAAUCUGUGGCUCCCAACAUGGGGACCUUGCAACAAUUCCCGGAUUUGUCAACUUCUCAAAUGCCUCCACAAAGUUGGCAACCCGUUAACUCAAAUAAUACACAAUUGUGGCCUAUUAAUCAAAACAAAGCACCCCCUCUCCCACCCACUUUCCAUUCCGGAAGUAGCCUUAUUGACUCACCCACUCCCAAAUCAUCAAUCAAAUUGGUGUCACAAGUAUCUACAAUACCUAAUCCUUCAUCUACACAAAACUUGGUGUCAACCAUAAAAUCAACAAGUCAUGAUAUACAAUACCAACCUCCAAACACUGCACAUCAUCCUUCUAAUGAAGAAAGUGCAAGUAUACCCAAUGCAAUGCCACAUGAUCCAAUAUUAAAUAGCUCAAGACAAACAUUUACACAACAAUUGAAUUCUUCAUGCUUUCCUCAACCACCUUCAUCUUCUAUGCACACACAAUCCAUUGAUUUUGAAAAUGAAAAAUUGAUGGCUUCUGUAGAGACCACUCAAAUUCAAAGUUGAAUUUAAUAGUAUACCAUUUUGAACCAUUUUGUUAUUAUUGUAAUUGUGCACAACAUUACAAACAUAUUACUGUGGCCAACAACAGUAGUUUUAUGAUUCCAUACUCAAUUUAUCUUUAAAUAUUUGGUUUUUGUAACUGAUACAUAUCAUCAUGUCAUCAUCAAUUUGUAUAACUUCUCUAUAUUUUUUGUAAUACAACUGAAAAAAAUGUGUAUGUAAAUCAAUGGUACUUAUAUGAACUUUGUUCAA